Messenger RNA from Drosophila rhopaloa, 760 nucleotides. RefSeq lists its product as uncharacterized. The coding region runs from base 62 to 640 and encodes 192 amino acids. NCBI's taxonomy places the organism in Eukaryota, Metazoa, Arthropoda, Insecta, Diptera, Drosophilidae. The transcript has 3 exons. The record is from RefSeq and is a predicted model, not a curated record.
AACUGGCAUAUACACACAAUCGUCAGUCGAAGUCGGAAAUCCAUCCAGAACAGAACACAGAAUGCAUAGUCCGCGCUUGUGGAAUUUAAAGCGGGCUUCCGUCCUCUUCAGCGUCGCCCUGCUGCUCUAUGUUUUUGUUUUCUCCAGUGGCUAUCAGAAAUACCAGAUCGAGGGCAUUAUCAAACGGAGCCAACCGGAAAAGGUUUGGGAAUAUGUGGCGGACUUUAACAAGAUGCGUAUGCUAAACCCCACGAUCAUGAAUUUCAAGAUCUUAGCUGAUCACGGACACGCCCAUGACUGGCGCUAUACGGUGGAGUACACAGAAAAACUAUCCCACUGGCCCUAUUGGAUAAAUACAGCCACAGCCAAAUACGUGGUCACCAAGACAAUGCCCGGAGUGUCCCCGGUGGUCUAUGCUAUAAGGUCCACCCAUGAGACCUGCUUCUUCAAGGGAUUAUACUGCUUACAAUCCCUUAGCGAGUUCAUUUUCAGGAGCUCAAAUGGUGAUACCUUCGCCUUGGAAAACAUUCAGUACCAGUGUCCACCUCUUUUGGGCAGCAUGUGCCGACGUGAAAUAGAAUUCCAGCGACAAGCUGUCAUGCAUAACUUAACCAUCAUAUUUGGCAAGCAACGAGUAUGAAAUUUUGACCAAUUAAUUUAAAACUUUUCUAAACGUUAGUUAUAAAAAAAUAUCAAGAUUAUCCUGUCUUUUCAAUGAAACACACAAAUAUUUUAUUGAAAUUAAACCCUCAAAUAUACA